CUCGUCAAGCCGUUCAUUUGAUUUGACCAACCGGCCUCAAGCCUCCAGCUCGAUCUAGUAGUUAGCCCACAUCGCGCUCAGCGCUUGGCCUUGGUGCUGUAUCCAUGCGCGUCACAUUGCGCGAAUUCUAAUUUUGGACGACUUACUACGCGCCUUACAAAAGCUGUGCGCUGAUGAGGCGUUGAAUUUGUGAUUUUUGACUGACAAUAUUAUGAUAGAGGAUCAAAAGAAAUCAUCAUCAUACACAGAGAGAAACCAAAAUUUGAAGAAGAGGAAAAACGGAUCUUUUAAUCAUGAAUGCAGUCUCAACGGGUUGUGGGGAUAACGUGGAAGAUGGAAAAGGCAAUUCAGACGGAGCAACGCCAAACCCGAACCCGACAGGUGGUUGGUUCUGGAUAACUGAUCCUGCCGCGGCUACCAACAAGAAGAAGAUGCGAACCAGUCAGAGCACUUCCUCUCUCCAGCUCUUCACCCUCAAGACCACCAAACCCAGCAACAUUAGACAAGACAAGGGAGCCGCAGCAGAGAACACACGUGACGAUGUCAGUGAUGAUCACCAAGACGAAGUGGUGAAUGAUGAGGAGCGAAACGUAGUUCUUCGCAAGUCGGUGAGUCUGAUUGACAUCGAGGCCGCCUUGGACAAGGAAUUGGUGACAUAUGAGUUUGAGGUGAUUCCGGUGACGCCCAUGGAGGAGGAGGGCGUAGAGAGAGGGAAUCUGGAGAGUAAGUUGAAAGGUUUCGGAGAUGAGGGAAUUCAAAGUGGUAUUGAAGCACACAGCGUUUCUUCUGUCGGUUCCGACGAUCAUGACGAUAGAGAAGGACCUCAGGAACAAGACGAUGCUCUCCGGAAGAGUGCCGAGUCAGGACAAGGAGAGGAGAAUAAGAAUGAACAGAACGGGAAAAAGCAAGAUGGUCAUACGCGUGACUUUAGGAAGCUACAUCAAUUGGAAGAGAAACUCAUUAAAUCUCAAGCAACUACGAAGAUGUUACACAAAGCCAACAUGGGGUAUCAAGAUGAGAUUACCAACUUGACAAAAACUCUCGAAGAAGAAUCUGAAACAAGACGAGCUUUACAUGAAGGAUUAGAGGCAUCUAGAAAACUUUGCUGUGAGCUGUACGAAGAUCUCCUUCAAGAAAGAACAAAAUGUCGUAGUACAGAAAUUGCAGAGGUCGAGCGCCAUCUCUCGCCAAAAGUACUAAAAUUUUCUCUGUCGGAUGCUGCGGUCCAAACAGAUGUUGAACGUGUCGACUAUUUCAAUCUAAAAGCUGACCAAAAUCCACCUUAUAGCUUCAGAGACAAACAAAAUGUGUCCUCAGGGCCAGGGCCAGGGCCAGGGAGCUUCCUUCCAACACAAGGCAGUAUGUCCUACCCACAAGCUACAGAGAUACCUAGAUAUGGCUUCUAUCUCUCACAUCUCUUGGAAGAGUAUAAAGAAAAUCAGAAGAAUCUGGAAGUACAGUUGAAGAAUCUUAGUGCACAGUGCAGAGAGAAAGAUGAAGACUUGAAGGGUGUUAAGGAUAAGCUGGGAGGACACAUCCGCCUUAACACACUGCUCCAGUCAGAGAAAGUGUGUUUGGAGGAGACUGUAGAGCAGCUGAGAGAAGAACUCAAGUCAUGUGAUCAUCUGAUCCAGUCAUGUGACUCUGUGCUGAAGGAGAAAGACCGAGAGAUUCGUAGGCUGCAAGAGGCAAAGUAUGAGUUGGAGCGUCGCGUUGCCGAGUUUGAGUACAGAGAGAAGGAGCUGCAGGGGAUGGUGUGCGGCUUUCAGGAUGACAUCGGAGACUUGGCUUCAGAGAGGAAGAAACUCUGCAAGUGCGUGAAGAAAGCCAGUAAACACCAGUCCCCAAGACAACAGGUCAAGGUUCCUCAGCCCACAAAGAAAGCAACUGAUGAGAGAGGAGUUGAACUACAGGCAAAAGCUGAACUUCUAAAUGCCAUCAGAGAGAUUGCUUUCAAGUUUUCAACAAGCCCAAGCAAGUCCACCUAUCCUCAGCUGAAAGGAGACAAGGCUGAUAGAGAACAAUCACUCAAGGGUCAACCAAAGAAACAAACCACUGGAGAUGAUGACAAGGAGAAGGAGAGCUGUACAGCACGCUCUGUCAAGGAACCGAUUCCAUUAACCAGAGAAAACUCACUAAUCGUAAAGAAGACCAGUGCAUGCAGUAUCAGCCAAGAAUCUGUUUCAACGUAUGAUACUCUUAACUCAGAAUUGGAGGAUGAGAGUUUACCAUCUGCCAGGGAAGAGAAGGGUGAAUCUCAAAGGCAUGAGAGCUUUCAACAUGAAAGAAGUACUUGCACUGACCUGAACAGUGAUGGCCAUCCUCCAACAGGCAAGGUCAGAGAGCUAGAAAGAAGAAAGAAGCUUGAAAAGACAGUGUACAUGUAUAUGGAGAGUAAGGAUGUCAAGACGAGGAAUAUGAAGAAGAUGUCCAUCAGGGAUUUGGAUGGCCAAGAGGUCAAAGCUUCAGGUGUCUUCCAUAGAUCUAGUCAUCAUGGUGACCUCACUGUCCUGGGUGGGUUGGAGGACGAUGACGAGGAGAAGGAGAAGGAUGAGGUGAUCUCAUCCUGUCACAAUCUCUACAGUGAUGUCAUGAACGAGCUAAGCUGCAAGAAUGCUGCUGCUAAAAUGACCACUGCAACUACCGCCACUGAGGGUGCUCCAGCGGAAGCCUGUACAGGAACUGAUGGCAAAGACUGCAACAGCUUGGAGGAUGCUUCCUCAAAUGACAGAGAUGACCAACUUAAACCAACAGAUUGGAGGGCAUCUCUUGAUUCUCCCCCUACUUCACUUGACAGUAGUUCUGAUGACUUUCUAGAUACUGUUACUAAGAGUGGAGCGAACAUGCAGCCUGCAGCCAAGAAGACUACAGGUUCAAGAAAGGUGAUAGCCUCUAUGGAGGAGGAGGAGAAUUAUGAAGACACUUCUGAUGAUGAUGAUUAUGACCUUAAGUUCUAUAAAAAUCAAGAUCACUUAUCUUCUAACAACUCCAAUGAUUCUGAUAAUGUCAAGGGGAGUAAUGCACAAACUGUAGAACCUCGUAAAUUACCAGACAGCUUUGCCACAGUCAAAGGAACCAAACAGGAUCAGGUAGAUGAAACCACUGAUCUGGAACUUGGAAGUGAGAACAUAGAUGACCUUCUUUCUUGGGAAUCACCGCAGCGAGUGGAAGAGAUGAGGAAAGGUGACGUGAGCAGAUCACAUAGAAUCUCUCCUAACCACUGUGGAGAUGACUUGCAAGAAGACGAUCUUGAGUUCUGUGUUACAGAUGAAGAGUAUGAUGUCGGGGAACAGGAUGGAAAAUGUCAGAAUCGAGGAGAAGAAACCGUCCCAUUGCUUGAUUACCAUGAAGAACCUACAUUUCCUUGGAAUGAAAGGGACUUUGAUCUAUAUGAUGAAUAUAUGCAUCAAAAGAAAGUCAAGCAGGUCACUGAAGGCUUACAGAUCAGAAACAAUAUCUUCCAAAGUGGACGACACAGUAGGUCUACAGGCCAGAGACAGUCUCCCAAUUCUGUCAGGAUCAAGAAGGAAAUCGCCAAUAGAUUCAUGAAGCACAGCAACCUAGAUCCAGUAGACUCUGGAAGGCAGACACGCCAUCCCAUCGCUACUGGAAGGAAAGACAUGGAUAAUGGUGUUAUCAGCUCUGGUGGGAAGACCCUUAAAGACUCGUCAGGUCCCUUCUCUGUCCGUCAUUCUCCACAUGGAAGGUACAGCUCCCUGGAAGACAGUGAUGAUCUCCAUCUUGAAGACAUCCAUGAUCUGAGUAAGACUGGUAGUGAGGAGUCUGAGAGUUCUUGUGAUAGUUCUAGAGAGGCAUCACCAGCCGAGGGGCUCAUAUUACGCAAACAGGUCAUGGAGAAUUAUGCUACCAGAGCUAAUGACAGAGCCUGGCACUAUGUGUACAUGAAGCAGGACGGCCCAAGAUUGAUGUUCUACAAAGACAGAAUGGGCAAGGAGCUAGGUGCCCACAUAGAAGAGCCCCUCGUAUUAACCAAUGCUAUCAUAUCAGUUGCUAAGGAUUACUUCAUAAGGAAACACGCCUUUAGAGUCCAACUUCCCAAUGGCCACCAAUGUUUGUUUGCAGCCAAGGAUGACCGUGAGAUGAUGUACUGGGUUUGUCGGCUGGAUGCUGCCGGAGCUCCUCCCACAUCUCGCCAUGGCGACGCCUACUCCUCCCGCAACCCUGCUGCCAUCACCACCAUUCCUCCACCCACCAGCGGCUCACCCACCAGAUCAGAGAGAUUCAAGAACUUGAUCAAGGGUGGUAUUUCAGCACUGCUCAAGUAAAAGCCAUAUUUACUCUAGGCCUGUCUGUGCCAGUUUAGCUAGCUCAUGUGGGAUCAACAAUGUUUGUAAGAUUUACAUCAAGGUAUAUCUUUAAUAAUCAUAGAAGGUCAUCACAGGGGUAUAUCAGCUCUGCACACUUAAUGCGUUUGAACUUUUUUUCUUUACUUCUUCCUUUUCUUAAUUUCGUGAUUAUUUUCUUUCAAAUUUUGUUUGCUUUGAUGAUCUCAUUCUUUCUUUUUUUAAUAGUUAGAAAGGUAUAUGAUUCCUUUUGGGUUUAAAAUGCAAAAACAUGAUGAAGGUAUUUUGUCAUAAAUAUAGCAAAACUGGUAUUUAACCUGUAGCAGGUUUAUCAAAAUCGCUCUGCACAUGAAGCCACUUUCAUCAAGCUUUCUUUCAUCAGUUAUCAGUACACAUGUGUUUUGAUGAAUACCAGGUACAGGAAUUUUUAAUAAAAUAGACAUUUUCAUCAAAAACUUGAGGAGGGCCAUCAUGCCCCCCCCUCCCUCCUCCUUCUUGCUACAUUAGGUAGGACAAACAUUAUGGCGUACUCCACCGAACAACACGUAAUAUACUUGUAUGCAAUUUGCAUUCUGACUAUUGAAUACAAUUACUUGUAACAGGUGAAUGAAAUAGUUUGUAUCAGGCACUGAAGUAUAAAUUUUGUUACAUUACGAACAAUGGCCUACUGAAAGUAGGUUUGUUUUGUAUGAUUGAAGAUCACAUGACUAUGAACAGAGAUAGAACCUUCGCUCAGUACUGAUUGUUCCAUUCAAGCUCUACUGAACAUUGAGUUAUGAUCUAAACAAUGGUAUCGCUCGACAGUGUCAGAUUUGGCAAUGCUCCCUACAAAAUAUUUGCUUAGAUGGGGCUUUAAAGAAGUGAGGGGUUGCUACCAAUAUUUUAUUGUUAAAAAGAAGGCCCAUGUACCCAUUCCUGUGCCUGAUGUUUCUAAUGGCUUGUGAUUUUCGGCAAGAUUUAGUCAAUAUGUUAUAAUUUGAUGAUCCCGAAACAGAAUAAACAUUCAGAAUAACUUCUUGAUAGCUUCCUUCAAAUACAAAUGCAGCAUUCAAUUUAAUCUUUGAAUACAGUCAAAGCCUCCAAGGGCUAAUAAAACAUUUUUAUAACAAAAGCAGGAAUUCUAGUUCCUUGCAAUAAGCCCUUAAAGAGGCAUGCUCAAUAAUAAGGGAGUUUCAGAAUGCCAUGUUUGUUCAAUUUAAUCAUCUGUAUUAAACCAAAAUGUACUGAUGUAUAUGAUAUCACUGUUUUUGCGAACAAAGAAGCUUGCUGAAUUAAAGUCUUUUAAUGAAAACCGGUUGUAGAUCAAGGUUGUAUCGCUAUCCAUAUGUGCAUGUGUGUAUUUAUUAUUCACAUAUUUCUGCUUAUCAUCUACAAGGAUUGAGAAAAGUUGCUUCAUAGUACCACGUAGCCUAAUUAACAUUUAUUGGGGGUUUUGAUACAAAUUAAUCUGGAGGGAAAUCAUGAAUAUGAUGGCUUUUAGCUUUUAUCCCUAAGCUCUUUUCCCAAGCUAACGUGAAUCUCUGUUAAUUGUAAAAUCUAAAUAUUGCGAGAACCUUUAGUCGGUUUCAUUUCUAUACCCUGGUAAUAUGAUGUCAUCAUACCAAUAUAGAAGCAUACGUAGUGCCAUGGCAUCCCUCCCCAGUUUGUGUAGCAUGCAUUGUUGCACUGGGUUCAAUUAAAAUUCAGUUUUUCUCUGAGUUUACUUAUGUCUUUCCCAUUUUCAUAUUAUAUUUGCACAUUGCCUGUUCAGAGACAGAAGGGCGUUUAAUAAAACUGUGUUAAAUAUGAUUUAAUGCCCUUAUGGCUCAAAGAGACAAUUUAUUUCUCUUCUGAACCUGCUGUAUAUGCCAUGUACAUUGUGUACUGUGCAUAUCCACUAGCAAGUGCAGUAACUUAGUGAUUAAGGAGAGUGUACUUGUGUUUAUAAAGGGUUUUGUCCUGCAUGUAUUUGUUUAGUAAGCCCAUUCACAGUAACAACUUUAUGUUAUCAGCUGUCUUUUUUAAUAAUUUCUUUGAAUUGAUAGAAUUAAUUAUUUUGAGCUCCCACAGCUGUUGGGUUUGGGUAGGCUCCUAUCUAGAAUUGAAUAUAACCAUUAUAAUUGCUUGUCACCCCUUUUUUUCAAUCAUUACUAACAGUUGAACACAUCCAUUGUGCCCAUCCCUACAAUUCAACAAAGGAAAAAAUAAUAUCAUGAAAAAAGCUCAUUUCUAGGAGGACUGAAGCGUGAUACAGUAAAUAUUGAUUGCAGCAACAAUACCGUUGUGAGGGGGGCUGUAAAAUCCAUUGGUGAACAAUUGCUUGCUCACUCAUUAAGAUGGUUUAUUAGCAAAGUUCAAUAAAGUGUUAGCUUUGUCUUUCAAUAUUUGAUGUUAUGAUAUGCGUUUGUGUGAGUCAAUAUAUCGACACAAUAGAUCUAGUGGCAUAAUGUGCUCAGGGUGCUAUGUUUACUACCUGAAACAGUCACACAUAGAGUUUGCCUUAGUAGUGGAUGUUUGUUAAUGGCAGAGCAUUUUUUCAUGGAUUGGUUAUUUAAAAUUAGCUUUAUCAGUUUAUGUCAGAAUAGAAUGAAAAUACACACUAGUAUCAAGUACAUGUACAAUGAAGUUUAGUUUCGUUUUGUUUAUUUCAUUCUAGCGCGGUGGCAUACUUCAGCAUGACCGUGCAUAUAUAAAAGCAAUCACAAUUUUACAAAGAAACAUAUAGUCUCUUUCCAUAUUCCCAACUAGCUCCCUUCAUUUUUAUUUGUCUUUGUUUCUUGUUAUGCAUGAUGUUAUACAGGUAAACAUAUCACUGUAACAAAUGAUCAGUGGUAUAUUCAGAUUCAGAAAUUUCCCCAGAAAGGAGGGGGGGGGGGGGUAUGAUAGCUGCAUCUACACUGGUUCUUCCAGUGAAAUGCAUUUUUUAUGUAAAGGUCUACUGCAUAUUAUGAUACAUUUGUAUAGCAAUCAACCACAAGUAAACAGCAGCAUUUCUGCUGUUUAUUUUGUUUGCACUUAAUUUUCACCUAAAGGUACAAUGAUUUAUUAAAUGAGUUUGUAACUUCUCUUUACCAUCAA
Molecule: messenger RNA, 7361 nt
Organism: Strongylocentrotus purpuratus (purple sea urchin)
Lineage: Eukaryota; Metazoa; Echinodermata; Echinoidea; Camarodonta; Strongylocentrotidae
Exons: 14
Coding region: 294-4286 (1330 amino acids)
Molecular function (GO): protein binding; phospholipid binding
Source: RefSeq, a predicted model, not a curated record